GCCACAAACGCACACAAACUCAAGCGGACUGAUGCACACGCACUUGAGCUCCGUGAAUGCGGGGGACCCAAACUGAACGGGAAUGAUGCUCGGCGCACGUACACUGAGCCAGGGAUUGGAACGAAGGCCAGGUGUAGAAAUAGGCUUAUCGGGCAACAUAAACCCGGCCCCCGCAGGACCAGGGUUAAGUUUAAACAAAAUUUAUAAUUCUUUAGAUAGGUCUAAACUGAGACUAGGUCUAGAUCUGCACUUUUUUAGAUUAGAUGUUGGUUUUAAAUAGAACUUAAAUUUAGUGAGUGAAAUGUAAAACUUGGAGGAUGAACUCUUUCCAUGAGUGAAGAUGGGUAUUUAGGCCUAGUUUCAUUUUUUUUGGUAAUUAACUGCUUCACUGUUUCACGGCGUGUGGUGUACUUCCAUAAAUCGGGCCCUCCUUUGCACUGUAGACAUACAGUGUAUGCCGGGCAAUAUCGCUAUUUUGUUUCGUUUCCUACUCAGCCGGUAAUUGCAAUUUAGUAUCGAGAGUGGGCUUCCCUGAAAGCUUUAGUUUGCCCUAGCUAGACCAACAAUGACCGAAAUAGCGUGAAUUAUAGCGUCACCGAACAGUAACUCUCUCUCCGAGGUCUAGGGUCUCACUCUAGCUUCGAGCUAUGGCUGAUCACCCUUGAUGUAUGCUCUCAACAUAUCAAGCUAUCGAAGAAAUGUUUGCUGAUGAUGAUCGCUGUUCCUUCAUUUCCCUUUAAAAUGAUAUAGACAUUGUUAUGCAUUUGAUGCAUUACCACUGAGUAAUUAAUUAGCACUUUGAAAGGGUCACCCAUUAGUGUGCUAUUCCUGGAAACAAGGUCAGCAUAGGGCGGGAAAUAUAGAUCAGCAGUGAAGGGGUUAAUUUACUCAUGGACCCAUUUCAAACUCAGAUAUCCAGUGUAAUGCACUUUUCUUGUUCACUUUUAUUUUAUCUUUGUUUUACUUAAACACAAAUUUUGAUUUUAUAAUCCUCUGCAAAUCAUUAGUUCUUGAGAUAUAUGAAUGUUUUUAAACCAACUUUUGCAAGUGGCCCAAUUGCGUAAUCAUUUCACUAUUAUUUUUUUUUAAAUUGGGGUUUUCAGGGAAGGGGGGGGGGGGGUGGCAUGCCCCCUUACAUAAUAAUAAAUCUGGGGGUUCUAGGGGGCUUUCCUUCCUGUAUUUCACCAUAAUUUGAUGUUUUGCAAAAUUAGGUUUAAUAUUUUCUUGAAAACAAUUAUUUGCGAGGAUGUUAGUGGCCGUUGUUAUGUGGUCUGCAGCAAAAAAUAUUGUAGUUUAGCCCCCAAAACUGCAUUUCAGGUUUGAAAGUACAAAUUAAUCAUUUUUAAUCCAUGACAAGAGACAUUGAUGUUUCUAUGAGAUUGAAUGAGCUUUAAUGCAAGAGAGUACGUGUACAUUACACGUAUAGGUUGAACACAGAAAACUCAAAAUCACACGUCAAUCAAACUGCCUGCAGUCUCUUUUUUUUAACUUUUUUAUCUUUAAAAGAAAAUUAUUCAAUACUUGAACACAAACAAAGAAUAGUCAAACUAAUUGCACUGUCAUAGAAGUCUAAAGUCAAUGUCCUGUGAGGUGAACUUAAGACAAAAUAAUAGUCGUAAUAUUUUUACAAGUCAGAAAAAGGCAAGGUCAGUAAAAUACCACCUUCCCCCCUCCACAGAAGCAGCUAGCUGUGCUAUUUAGGUUUGUGUGGAGCGGGCAAGAGAAAGGGUUGUGGAUAACACAAUCAUCCGCCCCAAACCUCUUCUCAAAAGACUGCGCGCUUGGUGGGAGAGGCGGGGUUUUAUGGCAUCUGACAAGUAAAGAGAAGAGAUGGAGGAAAAAACCUACGCAGUUUUUACAGCAGAGUCUGUAAAUGCCAUGGCAGAGAAGGCUGGCAUGUCACCAGUGCCUCACGAAGCGGCUGCAGCUCUAGGGGAAGAUGCCAGUUAUCGUAUGCGACAAGUUAUUAUGCUUGCCACGCAGUACAUGAAACACUCAAAACGACGAAGACUGAGCGUCGACGAUUUCAAUAGGGCAGCUAAAGAACUUGGUGUUAUGCCGGUGUGUGGACAUGGCUCUCAAGAGCCAGCUCCAUUUCGGCUAGUGAAGGACCAGGAUGUGUAUUGCGUGGAUGACCCCGAGGUCAGCCUGUGUGAUAUUGCCCUGGGGACCUCAGUGCCGAAAAACAUUGGCCUCCCAUCUAUUAAAGCUCACUGGCUGGCUGUGGAGGGGACUAUUAAGAUCUGGUCUGGAGGAUCAUCCGCCUCGCAAGGGAAGGGCAACCGAGAGAUGUCUCCCACACAUCUCAACUACUACAACUGUAUGACCAAAGCACUGCUCAGUCAGAAAGCAGAGGCCAAGAAGAAAGCAUUGCUAGAUCUGAAGAGAAACCCCAACAUUGUGCCCAUGCUGCCGUACUUGGUCAACUUCGUUAUUAGUGGGAUCAAGAACAUGAGCCAUGACAUGGGCCACCUGACCACCAUGUUGAACACAAUCCGUGCCUUGCUGCAUAAUCGCUCCUUGUACCUCAUGCAUAAACCCUAUCUGGCCACUAUGGUUCAGGGCGUGGAGUUUUGUGUGCUGGAGCCCCUGGCAGCCUCUAUCAGCUCUUCUAAUGACCAGUGGGUGCUCAGAGACUAUGCUGCCAGAUUGCUAGCAGAAAUUGUCAAUCGCUGGAACAGCCCUCAGAACCACUUGAGGUAUAACACUAUCAAGUGCCUACGAGAAGCUCUGUACGACACCUCGAAGCCAUUCUACUCUCACUAUGGGGCUGUCAUGGCGUUCAUCGCACUGGGGCACAAGGCUGUAGAAGAUGUCGUGGUGCCUUACCUGGCCACCUACUGGCCUCACCUCAAGGCUGCCAUGGAGGACAGAGCGCGGGAGAAGAUUGUCAACCGAUGCGACUCGCACAAAGUCUACGGAGCUCUCAGGCUGGCUGCAGAGAAAAUUCUACGCAGGCAUGUAAGCUUGUUUAAGGAUCUUGCAACGGCUCGCAAAGAAAGACGGGAAGUCGCUGAGGUCUUAGACAUUGAUGAAAAUGAAACAGCUUUGGCCCCUGACUCUGUUGAAAGCACCAAUGCCACAGUCACAGCCACAAAGAAAUCCCCACAAAAGAGUGUGUUCGAACUGUAUAAGGAACUGUAUGAGUAUUUUGGGGACUCCCUAGCUCACUGUCUGCCCGUGGUAGAGACACACGAAGUGUUCCGACCGAUGCCAAGGGAGGAGAGGGUGGAGCUCGGAGACGCUAAUACAGGGAAGAGCGGAGAGGAGCUGUUGGACAAUCUCAUGGAGCAGAUCUAUCUUGAGGAAAAACUAGAGCAAGAAAGGAAGGAACGAGAACUCGUGGAACAAAAAGAGAGAGAAAAGCGGGAGAGGCAAAGGCUUGCCAGGGAGGCUAUCCUGAGGAAGAAGAAAGAGGAGGAGGAAAAAGUAAAGCGACAGAAGAGGGAGGAGGAUGAACAGAGAAGGCUGCUGGAGCUUGACCAGCAGAAACGUCUGCGGGAGGAAGAGGAGAGGAGACGGAAGGAGUGGGAAGAACAGAUCAAAGAACUCAAUAAGAAUAGGAGCAAGCCAGAGUGGCAACAAGAGAUUGAGCUGAGGAGGAUCCAGCUGGAGGAGGAGAUGCAGUAUAGCCGCAAGAUGGAAGCCAAGAAACGCCAGGAGGGACGGGUGCGCACAGACGAGGAGCACAAAGUGAAGAAACCGAAGCUGGAGGAGGACAUGGGCAAGGAUGAUGACGAGGACCAGGCGGGACGAAGCAGAGCUGGUCUCCGACGACGCAAGCCUGUCAACUACACAGAGAAGGACGAGGACAUCUCAGAUCUGUUUGAGGACAAACCCCUAGCAAUGCCACGGCAAAUUCCCCGCCUCAACCCCGCCCUGCCGCCACACUCAGACAUCUCUGACUUCUCUGAUGAGGACAUGAAGAAAGCAACGAGCAGCCCGGCUGAGGGUCUAGCAGUCAGCAAGGUCAUUGACCCUUCCAAAGGUCUGCUCAAACUGAAGAUCAAACGUGCGUCCACUCACUCGUCCACUCCACCUCACCCCAUGUCGGCAACACCCCAACACACCCCGUCCUCCUACCACUCUCCGUCCAUGCAGAGCCCCAUGUACUCGCCCCUGUCGGGCUCACACUCCACCCCACCCCCUCCCCCUUCCAGUUCUAUGCACCAUCGCAGCAAGAGUUCCUCAGGCUCAGAGAAAGAAUCCAAACAUAAAAAAGGCAGCGGUGGGGGCUGGCGACAGUCACGUGGGGGCAGUGCCGGAUUCCAAGACAUAUCAGACCCAGAGGAGAUCUUCUAUGAGAAACCCCUGGGUAGUCUCCCUCCUCAGCUCUAUUCCCCCGGUGCUGAAAGCAGUGGCUCCGACUCCAACCCACACCGCAAGGCGCUCAAGUUGAAACUGAAACUCACACCUAAAGAGUCAGCCUCAGAGGGAGAUAACUAAAUACUGUACAGUCAGUGGGUUUUCUCUCAGUGUUUUAUCAUGGGGCACAUCUACAAAAAUGUUGCUUUCCCAGCACAUUGUCUUGGAGCCUCCCACCACGGUUUUCUCUAGGUACAUAGAACCAUAUCUCCUAUAGAGAAAUGGACUUCUGAAAGCUCAUUUUAUUUGUCUUUUUCUGUCCUUUUGUUUCCCCUCUGUCUCUUUUUCUUGCUCACUCUUUUUUCUAUCCCCCUCCUCAUCUCAUCUCUACCUCUUCCCCCCCAUUUGAAAUUAAAAGUUGAUAGGCCUACUGUGUACUGUGCAUCGAACGAAUUCACAGCAUCUGCCAUUGGAUUUUGUUGAAAGGUUUCAGUGAAAGCAAGGUCCAAAAUACACAUACAAAUAUUUUUAAUUGGUAAAUUCAGAUAAUGUAGCUAUAUUAAAAGCUCGUCCUAAGUAUACCAAGUUACAGUGGCUUCCUCUUUGCUCAAGGCCAUCCAUUUAAAAGAUAAAAUGAUGCUUUAAGAAUAACUUUUGAUUCCUCGUUGAACUUUGAGAUUUUAAAAAUGCAAUGGUCAGUUUCCAUUUGUCUUUCUAAGUAAUUGUGAUUUACAAAGUUGCAGUCCCAUAUCUGAGGGAACUUCUUAUUUGAGACAAAGAGCAUUUUUUUCCAGGGACAGGAGAUGUUAUGCGUGUGUCUGGGACAUAUAUGCCUUGGAUCACUCAGAAUGGCUCACUGUCUCUGUUAGGUUAGUCAUUGCUAAUAAUGAUAUGAGCAAUGUGCUUAUAAUUGGCCACGAGCAGGCCAAAUGAUGUAUGCUAAGACUAGAAUGGUAAAGAUUAUUGAAGGAGAAAAAACGCACCGAGACACAUUAGCUAUUUGGUUUGGUCCUAGAUUGUUCAUUUUUGGUUGGUGCAUUUGAAGUAUUUUGUUGAUUUUAAGGAAAAGGGCGUUAUUUGAAAUUGCUGAUUUUGGGGUAGAUUAUGAGUUUCCAGUUGCUUGCUGGUUAGUGAUGUUCAUUCACUUCUGUAUCUGCAUAGUAGUAUGAUUGCCUUUGAAAACUCGAAUUCAACAAACACUUGGAUUCAACAAAAAGAGAUGGAUUCCCCAUUUUUUUUUUUUUUUAAUUCAUUAAAAUCAAUAAAAACAACUCUUUUUCAACGAACACAUAAAUGAGCAAGUUCAGAUUCAAUGUAGUCGCUUACGGGGUGAACAGCCUCCGUUGAUAUGGCUUUGCUCAUUUUUCUCAGGCAACAAAUUCUAUUUAUUCCUGGAAACUAUCCUUGGUAUCUGCAUCUUGAACUAUUCCUCGCUUAGCCUAUUGUUUAUAUAUUAUGCAACCAAUCAACUACCUUCUUUCAUACCGAGACAUGCGUUUUUGGCACACACACACACGUGUCUUGGCGUGUGAGGGGCGGCCAGCACACGUGUCACGUGUGACUCUUUGUGGGUGCGUGUGUCUAGGGGGAGCGGGCACACGCAGUCCUAGUGUGGAACAUCGGUGGUCAGUAGAGAUAUGAACACGUUACAGUACUCACAGUCAUGUUUUUUCCCCCGGCUACUGAUCAAUAUAUUACAAUGAUAUGCUAGUCUGAAAUAGAUCCACGUAAUGAAAUGCAUGCUGGUCUGUGGAAUCAAACGUUGCCGUAUGCUGUAUACACAGACACAACUUGUUCGGCAAACAAUACGUCAUAGAUAAUUAUUGAUGACACGUGUGCAUUUGAGCUAAUUGGAUCUUUCGCACAGUGUGUGCUUGGUAGAGUUUGGUGUACUUUCCUGGAAUUUUCAGGCAUUUCUUCAGUAUGACAUCAAAGAAACGAAAAUGCCUCAUUUGAAACUAAACUACUUUUGAUUAGGAAAGUCGAAUACAUCAGCUCUACUUUACUUGCUCUGUGCCCUUAAUUAUCUACACAAAAACCUCAUCGUGUUUAGUAUAACGAACACUCGGAUUCAACUAAAUUGAAUGUGAAGGUCAGGACCAGCAACUUUGUUGAAUCUGAGUUUUACGGUAUGAAGGCCAUGCAGCAAAUGUAAAAAUUUCUUACAUGUAGUGCAAGUGGAAGGGCUUUUUUCUCAGAACAGCAUUUUUUUUAGGAGUUAUUUUUCUACUGCUCCUUUUUAUCUUCAUUCUAUUUGCACGAAACUUUCUAGAAGUCUUGGCUCAUACAAAGUUGCACACAGUAAGAAAUGGCAGCAAUUAUUUAAUUUACAACUGAUUGCAUAUAUGAAAAAUGAAUUAGGAGCACAACUACAUAUUUUGGUCAGGAAAAGUCCCACAGUAAUUUUCCUUGGAAAUCUAUCACAAAAUUUUACAGCAUGAAAAUUUAUAAUGAAUGUGAACACUCUUGCCAGGUUUGGAAAAAAAUGGUCAACAAAUACAAAGGCCUUGCUUUAACUUUAAGGAUCUGUUUCAUAUUGUAUAUUUUCAAGAUUACCACCAUUUCCACACUAAGCAUAAAUCAAAAGGCCUAUAUAAUUAUCUCUCCAUUUCUAAGUCAUGUUAAUAAUUGUUAAUAAAUUUUUAUCUCAGGUUUUUAAUACUGUGUAUGCAGUGAAGGUCUCAAGAGUAGCCCUACCCUUUUAUGAAGGGGAAAAAACCCUGAUUUCUUCUCAUUUCAAUUCAAUAAAUAUAAAUAAAAUUGCAACGAUCUCCUGUAUCAGAUUGUGUUUAUAUGAGUCUCAGACAUAGUUAUUGUACUUAAGCUGAGAGGUCUCCCUUGUCCACAUGAAAAAAAAGCCUCCAUAGUGGUCAUCCUUUUUUUCACCUUCUGUAUUUUUUCUUUUUAUGUAGCCUACCUAGACUUUGUCCACUUGUGAACAGAAACAUGUCUGUUUUAAAGUAAAGAUGAUAUUGGCAAACAAAAAGAGGAUUUGCAAAAAAAUGUGAUUAUGCAAAAUCUAUGCUGUUCCUGAGAUUAUGAAGAUUUGAUGGAGAGAUGCAUUCUCUUUCCCCUUCCCCCCACCUCCCCCAAAGCAUAUGUUAUGUCUGCCCACAUGUGCUUGAAACUUGAUCUGGUUAGUGCGCAAUGGGAACAAAUGGAAUUUACAUGUUAUUUAUAUAUAUAUAUAUCUGAUGUGAAACUGAGUCGAGUGGGAGAAAGUUUGAUGAAUAGGUGUUAAGUCAUGUUUAUGUCAGUGUCCAUGGUUGGUUGAGUAUGUUUUGGCUUGUGUCUGUGUGAUCAUGAAGUGAAUGAUUCAGGGCUUUGAGGCCUUAAAUAAAAUAUUCCAAUUUCAA
Molecule: messenger RNA, 7661 nt
Organism: Aplysia californica (California sea hare)
Lineage: Eukaryota; Metazoa; Mollusca; Gastropoda; Aplysiida; Aplysiidae
Product: TAF6-like RNA polymerase II p300/CBP-associated factor-associated factor 65 kDa subunit 6L
Exons: 15
Coding region: 1831-4446 (871 amino acids)
Biological process (GO): RNA polymerase II preinitiation complex assembly; transcription initiation at RNA polymerase II promoter
Cellular component (GO): SLIK (SAGA-like) complex; transcription factor TFIID complex; SAGA complex
Molecular function (GO): RNA polymerase II general transcription initiation factor activity; transcription coactivator activity; protein heterodimerization activity
Source: RefSeq, a predicted model, not a curated record